Molecule: messenger RNA, 198 nt
Organism: Sparassis crispa
Lineage: Eukaryota; Fungi; Basidiomycota; Agaricomycetes; Polyporales; Sparassidaceae
Exons: 2
Coding region: 1-198 (65 amino acids)
Biological process (GO): mitochondrial respiratory chain complex I assembly
Cellular component (GO): mitochondrion
Source: RefSeq, a predicted model, not a curated record
AUGCAACCAGCAGCAACGUCGUCUUUAUCCCCACUGCGCCGUUUGGCCUUGCACUCCACCACCACAUGCUCUGUGCAGGCAUCCGCGUACGGCAAGUGCAUCCUGGCCACCUACGUGGACGUGAAACAGGACGCUUGCAAAGAGGAGUUUACUCGUUUCGGUGCUUGUGUUCGUGAGGCAAUGAAGCGCAAGUGGUGA